Molecule: messenger RNA, 666 nt
Organism: Coregonus clupeaformis (lake whitefish)
Lineage: Eukaryota; Metazoa; Chordata; Actinopteri; Salmoniformes; Salmonidae
Exons: 6
Coding region: 1-666 (221 amino acids)
Biological process (GO): response to bacterium
Source: RefSeq, a predicted model, not a curated record
AUGGCACGCAUAUAUGUACCAGCUCUGAUCCUCUACGGCUUCUUGGUGGUCCAUCCUGGGGAUAAUAUCACCCUGCAGUGCACUAAUGUCCUUAAGGUUCCAGGACAUGUUGCCUGGUUCAAACAAGUCAACGACUCAGAGCCUCUGUGCAUCGCGUCUAUGUACACCUCUGAGCUGUAUGUCAAUCAUCACAAUGGUUUUCAGUCCAGCCAUAUGGAAAUGUUAAUCAGCAAUAUAAUAAUCUUCCUCACAAUCACAGAGGUGGAUGUAGCUGAUUCUGGUCUGUACUUCUGUGGACUGUUCCAACAAUACUUAAUUUUCACCAAUAUGACUGUCCUGACUGUUCAAGGUAAUGUUUUCAAUCAUUUCUCAGCUGUGACUACUGGAUGCUAUGAAAUACCAUUUCCAUUGGUAUUGAUCCUGGGUGUUGUGACUGCUGUCCUCCUGAUAGUCAUCUUCAUCUUGGUCCUCAAGAUCAUACGAGACGCAAACAGACACAACACAGAACCCGUCUCUCAGACAAGAGGUCCAGGAGUCUCUUCUACGGAUGCAGGGGAGGCGUUGGAGGACCUGUCGGACGUGGAGCACGUGUUCUUGAGCGAAGCGGGAGAAGAAGAGGAUGUUGUCGAGGUUGAUGGGGGUGGUAUUGUGGGAGACCCGGCCUAA